AGUCGAGCACAGAGUUGCGUUCUGGGCAGUGAAAACCUUUAGGUCCACUCUACAUGCUGAUCCACACAGCAGCAGCAGCGAAGGUGGAGGUCGGACAGGACAGACAUUCAACCCGCACUGCUACAGCAUAUUGAUUAUCUGUAUUUUGUCAGCUGUCAGCAUGGUGGUGUGACUGUCAGUCAUUUUGUGUGUUUUGGUUUUCCUGUUUUCAGACUCCAGUGACUGUAUUGGAAACCAACUGAAAAAAGGUAAGACUUGGAAUGAUCGAGCUAGGCCUCGCUGAUGGCAGCCUGAUUGACGAGCUGAUGGAACUGACAGCACAGAGCCUUGGUCACCUGGAGAUCCAGGAACACUUCAACAUCAUCAAGGAGAUCGGCCGAGGGAAAUACGGCAAAGUGCUGCUGGUCACGCAUCGCUUCAGGGGGACUCCCAUGGCCUUGAAAGUGAUGCCCAAAGCCUCGACUAAGCUGCAGGGCUUUCUGCGAGAGUACUGCAUCUCCUUACACCUGUCCUGUCACCCCUGCAUCGUGGGCCUCUUUGGCAUUGCCUUCCAGUCUAAUGAGCACUACUGCUUUGCCCAAGAGCUUGUCAUUGGGAGGGACCUGUUUGCUGUCAUCCAGCCAAAGGUGGGUAUCCCGGAAUCUUCGGUAAAGCGUUGUGUCCUCCAGAUCGCCAGUGCUUUGGAGUUCAUCCACAGCCAUGGCCUGGUCCACCGUGAUGUCAAGCCUGAAAACAUCCUCCUGUUGGACAAUCACUGCUGCCAGGUCAAGCUGGCAGACUUUGGUCUGGCCCAGAAGAGAGGCACUCUAAUACGCUUCAUCACAGGAACCCUGCCGUACAUGGCCCCGGAGCUUUGCACCGUAGCCCUGAUGGAGGGCCAAAAAGAAGUGACCGCCCCUCCGCUUAGUGUGGAGCCAAGCCUGGACACCUGGGCCUUUGGGGUGGUCAUCUUCUGCAUCCUUACAGGUUACUUCCCCUGGGAGUGCUGCAUGGACUCGGAUGACUUCUACCAGGAGUUUGCAGACUGGUGCAGAAUGGAGGAGAGACCUAACACUGAGGAGGACAUGCCUCCUUUGUGGAAAAGGUUCACUCCAGAAGCCAUGGAGAUGUUUGGUAAACUCCUGGCUCUAGAUGCAGGAAAGCGGUGUACAGUGGGGGAAGUGAGAGCUUAUGUGGAGAAGGACUGGAUUAAAAAGGAACAUGGGAUUGGGCAGCAGCAGACAGCAGAAAACGAAAAAGUUAGUGCCUCUGGGAAUAAUCCUGGGCAUGGGGAAGUGGAUACUUAGUAAAAGACUGCUCUUCUAUAUAAUCUAUAGCUUUUGUAUGCCUUGACAGAAUGUAGAAUAUGCAAUAUAGACAUUAAAUCCUAGUUGCCUGGUAUGAGGCAUGUGAUUUGCAGUGAUGUCACAUAUGGUUUUUACAUCAUAUAGAAGGGUGACGCAUUAUUCUAAAGCUUGUGUCCUAGAGUAUAUUUAAAAGACCGUUUGAAAGCAACAUAAUCAAGGAGUCUACAGAUAUUGGAGUUCCUGUCUUUACUUAAAGGACUAGUGUGUAGGAUUUAGGAGGCUCUGUUGGCAGAAAUGGAAUGGAAUAUGAUAUUCAUAGGUAUGCUGUCAUUAGUGUAUAACUGAAAAUAAGAAUCAUUGUGUUUUCGUUACUUUGAAAUGAAUCGUUUUUAUAUACACGCUUGGAAGGCGAAGGGUAUUCAGUUUGCAUGCAAUCUGCAACUUCACUGAGAUACCACUAAAUCCUAUACACUGGUCCUUUAGGUGAAAGUCCUGCAUUCAAAAUGUUACUUGUGUAAAAGUACAUCAGUGUUAUACGCAGAAUUACAACUCAAUUAACACAUUCAUUAAUUAAUAUACUGAUAUGAUACAAAAUGUUAUGAUUUGUAAAGAUAGAGCUGAUUUUAAUUAGUUUAUACUUAAAGUACAAUGUCAGCUAAGGUGGACCCUUAUUACCUAAUCUCUGUGGCCUUGUUUUGUAGAGGGGCCUUGAGUCAAAAUGUAGUUGUAGUUUACACUGCACUCAAAUGGGACCAGGCAGUACUUUUCAGCAAAGCAGUACUGGUUGGUCUCUGGGUCUUGGGUAUGUAAUGAAGGAGGGGAGCAACAGGGGCCCAAAAACAACAGACCUGUUAGGGGCCUCGGUGCUCUCUAACAGGUCAGUUGUUAUCAAUGCAUUAUUAUUAGUUAAUAAUAAGGCAUCAUAUCUUAUAGAUAAUUAUAUGUUUUAAAUGUCAAAAUCUUGACCCACAAAGUAACUGCAGCUGUCAGCAAUAGGUACAAUAUGUCCCUCUUGAAUGUAGUAAAAGUAUAAAGUAGCAUCAAAUGUGAAUACUACUAAGUAGAGUACAAGUAUCUAUCUAAUCUAAAAUUGUACUUACGGGGGCACAUAUCAGGGUCAGUUUACUCAUCACAGUUCUACUCGGCCUGUGAAAACAGUAGUAUAUUGUGGUCUGUGGCUCUGGAGGGAGCUUUCCAAAGUUUGAGAAGUAAAGUAAAGUAUGAUGUGAUCGGGUUUAUGUGGAUUAAGUUUUCACCUUUAAACUUUUAACAAAAAGCCUGUGUUACAAACUCCACACAUGGAGUGCAACAGGCAGUUGCAUUAUGGGAAUGUAGAAUUCAAUGUUUUUAGAGCUUGAUCCAUAUUCAGGACUAAAAGUAGGGACCGUUCUUUAAAAUCUGUAUCUUGUAAGUCCACAUUUAUGGAAGUGGGCUUUUUUAAGCAUCAGGUUUAUGAACUAUUUUUGUUUCUUGUCUUUAUUUUUUUGUAUUUUUUUUUUUUAGUUAUCCAGUCUAAAGUUCUGCUCAAGUCGGUGAAACUUUAUUUUUGUUUCAGCAGUUCAAAAAAUAUGUUGUUUUGCAGCUCAUGGCAGCACAUGAACCCUUCAUAUUUUGCACUGUUACUUUAAAGCUAUGCGUAAUGAAAAGUACAUAGUAAAAUAUAAACCUUUUUACCAGUGUUCAGAAUGAUUUACAUGUAUGCAGUACUGAAUAGUACAGCAGUGUGAACUUGUACUGGUGUAGAGUAAGUAAUACAGGUUUUUGUGGACAGCAGUUAGUGUUUUCAGAUAUCUCCAAGCACCGUGCAGCACGUUUGUUUUACAGCCUAACAUUAUCUGGAGUGAAACUGCAGUUCUUUUAAGGGCUCUCCUCUGUUGCUGCAUAUAACUUAUAACAACUCAUAAAUAUAGUUUAGACUUUGAACUGUGGAUUGUUUAUUUAGAUCAUUUACAUUACUAACUUUGAUACAUACGUUAUGUAUAAUUUGAUGUCUUUUUUUUGUGGAAUUAACGUGUUCAUAAAUGACAAGAGUUCACUGAUAACUUUUGUCCUCAACUGCAACAAAUCUAACCGUCUGACAUUUGGUAUAGAUGCUUUUUGUUAUAUUUUGUUAAAUUGUAACAUAACACACAAUUAUUAUUAUUUUUUUUAAACUCCUUAGUAUACCUACCUGUUACAAAAUCGAAAAAAUCAAAGAUUGAAUUACAAUAUAUACAUAAAUAAUACAUAUAUUACAAGUCAGUGUUGCACAGUGUGCACAGGUGACGCCAUCUCCCUUACACAGUUGUAUAUGAUGCUGUGAGAGAUUGCAGAUGGAAAAUAAAAAUAAAAAACGGUCUUGCUUUUUUCAUCCACUCUCUUGGGCAAAUAUCAUAUUACCCUCUUUAAAGUUAGAUCCUUGACCUAUGUCAGAUGUCUGUCUAAACCCCCUUUCACUGACCUUCUUUAGCUUCUUUACACUGAAUAAUCUCUGCCACAGCUGGCUCUCCACUGAUGGAUGUCCUGCUUUUGUUUGGGCAUAUAGGAUGCCACAGGUGCUUUCAGGACAAGAAGCGUCACCCCCUGAGAGGGCAGACCCAAACUUGGCCCGGGCCCCUGAACCUGCUCGAUAGAACGUAUUUAGGGCAUUGCACUAACCAGGGUCAUCUUUCAGCUGACACCUGGGCCCAACGGCACAUCCAGACCUGUCAUACAAACACUAAUACAGCCACAGUAAAUCCAAUCGCAAAGCCUGUGUUGGCAUUUGACUCACCAGCUAUCUGUGUUGGCGUUCCCACACAUAGCAGACCCAGUGUUUAAAAAGAUUAAAAUAAUGUUUUGCAUGCCUAUUCUGUGUAACAAGGCAUUUACAACCGAAGUAUAUAUUUUUAAGUUUUUCAAUGCAGAUUUUUUGCAUAUGAGUGAGAGAUUGUGCUUUUCUGUCGAAUCUAACAGUACAAACUCAAGCUAAACUGAUAAGCAGAGUAUAAUUUCCAGGAAACUAUAUCUACACCAGAAUCAUAAGUCUUAUUGUCACAUGAUUUCCUUCGCCUGCCAAAUAAAGAUCGCUUCGUGCUGUUAUGAACGA
Molecule: messenger RNA, 4353 nt
Organism: Morone saxatilis (striped sea-bass)
Lineage: Eukaryota; Metazoa; Chordata; Actinopteri; Moronidae
Product: serine/threonine-protein kinase SBK1
Exons: 4
Coding region: 261-1286 (341 amino acids)
Biological process (GO): peptidyl-threonine phosphorylation; peptidyl-serine phosphorylation
Molecular function (GO): ATP binding; protein serine/threonine kinase activity
Source: RefSeq, a predicted model, not a curated record